Messenger RNA from Contarinia nasturtii (swede midge), 2920 nucleotides. RefSeq lists its product as uncharacterized. The transcript has 2 exons. Lineage: Eukaryota; Metazoa; Arthropoda; Insecta; Diptera; Cecidomyiidae. The record is from RefSeq and is a predicted model, not a curated record. The coding region runs from base 761 to 1315 and encodes 184 amino acids.
UCAGCUGGCUGAACACAUCGUCAAUAAUUUUGUGAAUUUAUUUCUCUUCAUUUAAUUUAUUCUUUAAAUACACAAACCACAGACAUUUAGCUGAAAAGAAGCAGAACCAAUUUAAAUUGAAUAUUCCAUUUUGAUUUAUUUUGUUUAAAAGUGUAUGUGUGAGCGUGGCAUUUUAAUGCAAUUUCCAACAUUUGAUUUGAUUUUUCGUUCGCAUUGGGUGCUCAUCGUGCAUAAUAGUAUAGUUUAGUUUGGUGAGAAGAACCCGAAAAAUAAAAUAAAUAUCAACAAUCGCCCGAAAUCAAGUCGGGCGUUUUUACCUAUUUACCGUGUAUGGUGUGACACUUACAAAUUGUUUUGUUGCCAUUUCCACACUACGCGACGAUCAUCCAUACAAAUUCGAGGGAAAAAAAGCAACAAAAAAUCGAUUCGGAAAUUCACUUCGCAAAUUUGUUUUGCUGGUUGUAGUGCAUGGUAGUGCUUAACAUAACGCAUCGUGUAUAUUCCAUAAAACGUGAGCGUCAACGGCGACGACAAAGAAGAGGAAAAAACCGCAAAGCAAUAAACAACAUUUCGAUUGUAUUUUAUACAAAAAUCGAUAAAUCUUACAAGAGAAAAAAAAUAUCAAAAAUAAAGUUGGAACAAAGAGACAAAAUCUGCACAUACACUCAACUUCCAACGACGAUCGAUUGAUCGAGGAAAAAAGACACAAAUUAAUUUUAAAUAUUAAGAAAGAAAAAAAAAGUCCACACACAUCAAAGAAAUGGCUUCAGAGCGAUCAAUUCCACACCUACGCGAUAUAUUUGGUAUAAAAGGCUAUAAUUCGCAUAUGCAAAAUGAUUGUGGCGGCGGUAUGACUAAUAUUGAUCCAUACAGUAAUCCUCAUAUGCCAAAUGAAACGAAAAAACAUUCACGCAAAAAUAAGCACGACAAUCAUAGGCCAAUGGCAAAUGGCGGCGAUGUAAAAAUGUUAGAACGUCAUUUAAGUAUGAAAAAAACGAUACGAAAGAAAAUAAUGCGUGACUUGCAACAGGCAUUUGUCGACGAUCCAAAUGAAUUUCAAGUGGAAAAUACAAAUGCGGAACACAUGAAGGCCGAAUUAAAAGCAGAGGCGCUACGCUUCGGCGAAAAUCCAAGUAAAAAGUCCGAUAAUUUUUUAGUUAUGUUGCGUGGCGGUGAUCAACAUCAAGGACGAUACGAUUCAUAUAAUAAUGCACAACAAAGAGAAUAUGACUAUGAUUCGCCUGCAAUUUCGGCACGUGAUGAAAAGCAAAGCUUCUGGAAACGAUUCACAAUGAAAACCAAAUCAAAACGCUGAAAUAAAGAGAGAGAGAGAGGGUGUGUGCAUGUGUGUGAGACUUUGUUUUUUUUUGUCGUUGUGCGAAUGAGCGAUUGAGUGCACGUACUGCUAAUGCUGUUGCCGUCAUCGUUGCCAAACGCCGACCUCAUCAAACCGAUUACAAACGAAACAUUUAAAUAAAAUGAAUUUAAAAAAAAUGAUAAAAACGACGACGAGGAGGAAGAAAACAACAAACAUGCACAAUAAAACAAAGCAAAAACAACAAAACGAUAGAGAAAAAAAAAACGAAACAAAUUAAAUGAUGAUUGAAUGGAUGAUAAAUGAUGAUGCUGUAAUCGAUCGUAAUCGAGUGUGAGAACGAUAUAAAACACAUAACCGGAGUCCUUAGCUUGCUUCAAAAUUCAAUCAACAAAAACCACCGGCCAAAAUAAGCGAGAGCACAAAACCAAACCCACAAUUUACAACUGAACACUUAAUGAACUUUUUUAGCAUCUGAAAUCAAAAUGAACAUACAAUCUAUACACAAUCACGCGUUCAUUGUCUUCUAUUUUUUUAAAUAGAUAACAAAAACAAAAAAAUUACGCAAUUUUUCAAUGCAAACAGUUCAAAAUAAACCAAGUUCAAAGAGAUAUCAUAGUUUAUAAGUCUAUAAAAAAACGAAAAAAAAAAACAAAUCGAUUUCAAAUGCAAAGCGAUACAUUUUGCGAGCCGAACACACCAAAAUAGAGUUUUCUAAACACAUAUUUUCGCUUAAAAAAGAAGUAUAGAAACAAAAAUUCCACACAAAGAACAAAACCAACAAAAAAAAUUUUAUGAAUACUGUGUAAUAAAUGCUGUUGCGUGCAAUGCGAAUUUUGUGCACAUAUUUACAGAAAAUUCCAAUGAGUGAAUCGGAAAUAGUUGAUUUUAAGAAGUUGAAAGAAGAAAAGCGGGAAAGAGUGAUGGCGCUUCAAUUAUGCGUUUGAAUUAAAAAUGGAUUUCCAAGCAAAACAAAAAAAAAACUAUUAUUGCAUUGUACUUUACAUAUGUUUUUAUAUGAAUGUAAUUUGAUCUGAUGACUUUUUUUAUCUAAGUUUAGACAAAAUGUCAGACUUCUUAUGUUUUUAAUCACAUUUUUUUGUAUAUUAUUUUUUUUUUAUUUUCCUCAUAAUGAUAAUUAGUCAGAAAGCAUAGCGAUCUAUUCAUCAAAACGUAACGAAUGCAUUCGAUUUCGUGAAUUUUUUUUGAUGACCCAUUUAAAGUAUUAAUUUUAGCAUUGAAAAUGCUAAAAGAGAUAGGUACUCUUUUUUGUGUAGUUCUAUGCGAUAGAAAGACAGAUACACGAACAAUCAAAAGAGAGAGAGAGAAAGAGACAUAUAUAAACAGAGUGAGAUCAAAUUUAGAUUAUGAAAUGCUCUUCCACACCUAUCCGAAUGGUGGAAAGUUUUUAGAUGCAAUACUGCAUUCGCAGAUGCAGCAUAAAUGAAAGGCGCACGAGAUGAUGAACAACAACAAAAAAUUAUGAGAAUUACAUGGCAUAUAUGUUCCAAUCAAAAUGAAAACAACAAAAAAAGAUUCAUUUUAUUUACACUCUUAUGAUUUACAUUCUUUUUUGAAGUUAUACUAUUAUAUAUAAAUGUAAGA